Triticum aestivum (bread wheat) is the source of this 590-nucleotide messenger RNA. Its product is annotated as elongation factor 2. Gene Ontology annotation, cellular component: ribonucleoprotein complex; cytosol. Gene Ontology annotation, molecular function: ribosome binding; GTPase activity; translation elongation factor activity. Lineage: Eukaryota; Viridiplantae; Streptophyta; Magnoliopsida; Poales; Poaceae. The transcript has 3 exons. The coding region runs from base 152 to 379 and encodes 75 amino acids. The record is from RefSeq and is a predicted model, not a curated record. Gene Ontology annotation, biological process: translational elongation.
CUUCACGGCCCUAGUCCAAGCGUGCCUGAUAGCACCCGUCCUAUAAAGCAGACCUUCGCCGCCGCCGCCGCCGCCUCGUCCUCAUUUCCUCAUCUCCCGGAUCGGGAGAGCGAUUCCCCAAGGAACUUAUCUUACCACCGUGAUAGUCAAGAUGGUGAAGUUUACAGCAGAGGAGCUCCGCGCAAUUAUGGACAAGAGGGACAACAUCCGCAACAUGUCUGUUACUGCUCAUGCGGACCAUGGCAAGUCUACGCUUACGAAUACGCUUGUAGAAGCUGCUCGGACUAUUGCCGAGGAAGUUGCUAGCGAUGUUCGCAUGACCGGUGCCCCUGCAGACAAGGCCGAGGGCGAGAAGGUUGUUGCUUCAUCACCUCCUUAGUCAGGGUCACACACUCACACCAAAGAUCUCAAAUAAGGCGCUCAGCCACCAUAAUAGUGUCUUCUUCUCUAUUGUUGGUGUCUUGGUCCUGAUGGAAGAUAAUGAUUCACUAAACUAUAGGAUCGUCCCAAGGUGUCAAGAGUUACCAGACUUGUUCUUGUGAUUCUUCUAUGUCUUGUAAACUCUAUUUUUUAAUGUGGUGACUUACAUC